Fusarium sp. VM40 is the source of this 1554-nucleotide messenger RNA. The record is from the annotation of a GenBank genome assembly. NCBI's taxonomy places the organism in Eukaryota, Fungi, Ascomycota, Sordariomycetes, Hypocreales, Nectriaceae.
AUGCCUUCUUGGACAAUCACUAACGACGACAAGAUGAGCAGUUGGCGGGACCAGCUCUCACCCAGGAACUUGAGCUUCCGGGGUUUCAGAAGAGCCUCUGAAUCUGUGGCAAAGACCAGCCCAUCGACAAAAAAAGACUUUACCAUGCUACAUCACCCUGACCGUCCUUCGAGAAGAAUUACAGAGGCCAGCGUACCCAGCGACGAAGAGUGUAAAAAGUCUCUCAGAAGUAUGCGAAAAGCCUCUCUUGCUGAUCAAACACACGGGCGGCAUGAACAUCCACUUCAGAAACAACUAUCUCCAGUGCCAGAGCCUCCGCAAGAAACGCCUAUGGUGUCGGAAAGGUCAGAACCUCAGAUGCCUCGAAUAGAGCAACCAAAGCCAGAAACCCUGCGGUUACAGCAACCUCGAACACAGCAGCCAUUGAGAUUGACGUUUGGGCCUUUCAACGGGCACUUCCGAUCAGCUUUUGGGCCACUUACACCCGCCGAGGAGGAGCCAUGCCCGUUGGAAAAGAUUGAUACCAGAGAGUCCGCAGCAGUAAUACAAGACACACUGCAAAUUCCAGAGUCUUCAGUGCCUAUUCGGAACAGCAUACUUAUUGGCGAGGAACUGAAUUUUGCGAGAGGGCCUUCUCCUCAGCCCGCAGUUGUUAGCGAAGCAAAGACUAUCAGACUUGAGCGAGUCGAUAACCUCUCUACCCCCGGCCACUCACCAUUCUCAUCACCGCGACCUAGCGAUGCUUCAGCGUCAGGUUGGCCUAGACGGAAACAAUCCGUACAAAUGGUCGCCAUUCGUCGAUCUUCACAGGAUUCUCAGAAGCGCAGGCCGUCCGUCCAGACGAUUGCCGUGCGCCGACCUUCGAAGGUUACUGCAGACGCCCUCAGCUCUCAUCCUGUCCACUCAUCAACUCCGACGCAAGUUCAUGUGCGACAAGACAGCGUCUCAGACCCUAUGUGUCGUGUAUGUCAUAAUGGAAUCGCUGAAAGAUCUGGGCUCUGCUCCAGCUGCGACAACGAUUCUAUGCCCGCCAGUCCAGUUGAGAUCAGCCCCAAUUUCUCUCGACUUCACCAUAAGCCAACAACCAAGAAGUACAACCGUCCGCCUCCCUUGGUUCCUCAGUCUCUGGACAGUAUCGCAAAACUUCAUCGUCCUUCUACCUCUAUCACCUCCAAUCCUGAAGCAAACCAGCUCUCGCCACCGACUUCACCAAGAUCUUCUUGUAGCAGCCCGGCUGAGACAAUCAAGACCUUUGCCAGUGGUCCUUCUGUACCUCCAACGCCCAUGUCAGCGCUGUCAACGCCAGAGGUGUUCAAGCGCUUCCAAGAAGAGGUUGAAACCAGAGCCAAGGCUGAUGACAGCCCUUCGUUCGACGAUCCAUGGAUGAUCAAGCCCAAGAGUCCCGAGGCCGAUGUCUAUGAGGAUGACUGGGCGGAUUAUUACUUUGACGAGCAAAACUUCAAUCCUGAACAGGCACAGCGGGCAAUGAAAGGGCCAGCACCUGAUCUGCACGUCGUUGCAAGCCCUGUCUGCCCAGGUCCAGGAUGGAUAUAA